AUGCGGCAUACUUCCUUGAUCAGAUCUGGUUCAAUCCCCGAGUAUGCUUGCGGCACAGAUGAAGCAGAUGUGUUGAACAACGCAUUCCAGCUGAUUUUUGCAUUCGAUGAGAUCGUAGCUUUGGGAUAUCGCGAGGAUGUGAAUAUUUCUCAAAUUCGUACGUUCACGGAGAUGGAUUCGCAUGAAGAACGCGUAUUCCGUGCAGUUCAAGAAGUGAGUGCAUGA
This is a messenger RNA of Echinostoma caproni, 225 nucleotides long. The record is from the annotation of a GenBank genome assembly. NCBI's taxonomy places the organism in Eukaryota, Metazoa, Platyhelminthes, Trematoda, Plagiorchiida, Echinostomatidae.